This is a messenger RNA of Mycena citricolor, 610 nucleotides long. Lineage: Eukaryota; Fungi; Basidiomycota; Agaricomycetes; Agaricales; Mycenaceae. The record is from the annotation of a GenBank genome assembly.
CAGUUCUUGACUACCACCAGGGAACGAAAUUCUCUCGUAGCGCUCGUGUCGGAUCAAGCUUUUCUUCGUUUCCAUUGUCUAUUGAGUCUCUGUGGCGACUGUUCGGACGCACACCCUCCGGUUUCACUUUCGGCCAGUGGGAUCUGUGUGUGUGCUCGGACUCGUACCAGCGUUAAAAUACGUUUCUCGUCCACCCCCCUGUCACCGUCGGGAAACCCUCAAUCUUAUCAUUUAUAUUUCGGCCAUGGAUCGAACGCUGCGGGGUGCUGGACAAGACGCAGGACACAGGACACAAGACAGAGUGCCUGAUGGAUGAACCAACUGUCUGUGGCAUCGAAUCAGCCUUAUUGAUUCCCGCGACGCGCUGCAUUGUCUUUUCACGAGGGGGCUGAUUUCAUUUCAUUGGCUUCGAGUGCCGGUGCUUCCUUUGGAGCGUUUCUCCUUCACACCGCACCACCUCAGCGGCACACUUCCGGUCUUCGUGAUUCUCCUGAAAUCGGCGGCGGGUGGCAACUCUGAGCUUAGAUAGGAAGCCAAGCUAUGCCACUUUGAGAACAGGAGAAUUUUCACGGCGAGUUUCAUCAGCCAUCAGCACGCAGCUGGAGUGGCC